Molecule: messenger RNA, 4638 nt
Organism: Dendronephthya gigantea
Lineage: Eukaryota; Metazoa; Cnidaria; Anthozoa; Malacalcyonacea; Nephtheidae
Product: ribonuclease 3-like
Exons: 37
Coding region: 88-4569 (1493 amino acids)
Biological process (GO): primary miRNA processing; regulation of gene expression; pre-miRNA processing
Cellular component (GO): nucleus
Molecular function (GO): double-stranded RNA binding; ribonuclease III activity
Source: RefSeq, a predicted model, not a curated record
AUGGCGGAAAAUGUGAAAAAUUUCCGAUUGUCGUCUGCAGUUUAUUUCAAACGUUUUCAGUCAAAUUUGGGUAAAAAUAAAUAAACUAUGCAUCCUGCAAAGACAUAUUUAUCAGACGAUGCCAAGCAGAUAAAUGAACACCAGAUGCAAGGCAAACUUCCGUUUUCAGGAAAUGUCAACCGACCAACGUUUACUACAGUUCCGGAGAACAAGCCUUUGUUGCCAUCUGUUUGCCAUCCAAAUUCAACAUUAUAUACAACUCCAACAGAUCUUACUAUAUCUAGACCUUAUCUAUCCAAUGUUGCUGGUUAUAAUCCCUUAAACCACUCUAAUACUCCACCAAUACCACCAUUUGUACUCCCUCGUGGUUAUGAUAGUUUAAACAAUCAUAAUGUCUCUUAUAACCCAUUACCACCUUAUGAAAUAGCUACACAGAACAGAGUGCUGCCAUUUCCAAGAAACAAUGCACCCUGUUUAGUGCCACUUAGACACAGUUCUGAAGUAUAUAAACAUGGCCAAAUACCAGCUCCAACCAUGAUACCAGCUCAUGGCCUUGCCACCAACACGAAUUUGGCACCUUUGAGCCUGAGAAAUUCGAAUGAAUCAAGACGUUUUGAGGGUGUUGCAAAAUCACAUGUAGAGCAAAGUUUACCGACCCAAGGUAGUUUUGAUGUGAUGGGCAUGAAUCCUCAAUAUGAUGUUUAUGAUAUACCUGACAUAGUGAGAGGUCAGGGUUACAAUCCAACUAUACCUUACCCUGGGUUUCAGAGUGAUUCACCAAGUCAACUUCAUGCAAUUAGGAAACCAUCAUAUGCUAAGAAUGAAAUGAUGGAACGCUCAUCAGAUCUUGCCAAUAAAGAUUGGCCAUCAACUUUGAACAGAAAUGUCCCAUUUUUUGGGGACUGUAGUCUUCAACCAAGAAAUUCCAGUGGAGGUAGUUUUGAAGGUGAAAAAGCAGUUGUGGUUACAAACAGGGAACCAAUUACAGGCAAAGAUUAUGUACUAGAUACUGGAUAUCCUGUGAAUAAUGAAUCAUAUGCAAACAAAGGCUCUAUUGCUGGAAGCUCAUAUUUAUCUGAGGAUAAUGAGCCAUAUUUGCAUUCAGAAAGGAUGGAGGAAAGGUAUUCACCUAGCUAUGAAACAGACAACACAAUGUACGACAGGGUGGCCAGCUAUGAUAUGGUUGAAAAGGACAUUUCCAGAAGAUCAUAUUCUGCAGAUAGGAGCUCUUGUGAGGAUAUUCAACGUUACUCACAGUUAAAAACACGGAGUUUUGACGCUCGGGGAAGGCUAAAAGAGAGAAGCACGUCUACACAGGGUUACUCAAGGAGGUCAUCAAGAGAUAGAAACAGAAGUCGUUCUCCUGCUGAAAGACACAGAUAUUCCUCGUCACGAAAAAGUGUUGAAAGGACAGAACGAGAAAGAGAGCGACAAGACAGAAGAGAACGACGCCGGGUGUCCCCUGAAAGAAAACGAGACAGCUCUCGGGAUAAAGAAACAAGAAGUGAUACAUCGCUUCGUCAAAGAAGCGAAUCAUUAGAUAGGACCAGAAGCAAGAUAUCUGACAAUAAAUUGACAGAGGUGAAAGAAGAGAAGAGGACAGUUUCUUCGCCCAAAAGACCAAACGUUAAUGAUAAAGAUACUAGGCGUGCUCUCAAAUGUUUUGUGCUACCAGAGCCAAACAUAGAACGGAAAUUUGUUUACGAACAAUCUUCAAGAUAUUAUCAAGCAAGUUCAUCCUCUCAGAAGUCAACAAGUUCUGCAACCGAGAAAGUCGCGAAGUUGCACACGGAGUUUAAGGAGAUGCUUUCAAAAUCCCAGAACGUCGAGGAUUGUCCAGCUACCACGAGUGAAAUGACUGCGUUAGACCCAGUGCAAAACCCAGAGGAAGACAGCCAGUAUGUCUCCGAACUACUGAACAAAAAAGAUGAUGACGACAGCAGCGAAAGUGAGGUAGACCUAGAGGGUUAUGACGUUAUUGAUGAGUAUGAUAGUGAUGAGGAGAGUGAGGACGAUGGCACGCCUCUACCAACAAAGAUCAGGUUCAAGAAUCAAGAAUAUCCACGAAAGCUGCAUCCGGAAAUGUGGUUCAAUGUCGAGGGGGAGUUGAACCACGGCAAAGAAUGUCUCUGCAGUUUGAAAGAUAAAAAUAAAUGGAUCGUUCACAAUGUCUAUCCAAAUGAACAGUUGCCAAGACCAUGUGAAGCCAUGGGUAACAACGGAUUGCAGCUCUAUCACUACUGGGUCACUGUCUUUCCUCAUCCAAACUUCAUGACAGAAAAUCCUACAAAAAUCGAGUGCAAUGGCCGGACAUACACUUUCGAAGGAUUUUCACUUCUCUCUCAUUCUCCGCUUGGUGCUGUACCAAGAUGUUUUCUUACACGAUUCAACUUCAAAUACGAAGUUUUCUUCAUACAAGAACCAAUACCUACAAAUUUCUGUAUCAGGGAUCUUGAUCUAUUUUCGAACUUCUUAUUCAAGGAUAUUUUGGAGAUGCAUGAUUGGAAAAUUGAAAUGGACAAAGAAAGUGAAGAGCAUUGUAGUUUAUUCCAUUUCUUACCAAGAUUUACAAACAGAACUGGCACUUCCGAUGGAUGUGAGAAAUAUGAGCUCCUCUCGAUGAGAAAAGUGUUUGAAUACCUGAAAAUGAGCUUUGAACCUUUGAUUUCAGAGAAAACCUUAGCGAGUGAAGGAGAAUCUUGGAAGGAUUUUGUUUCUUCCUGCGUCAAUUCUGUGGUAACCAGACCCGGCUGGAAACCAAGUUCAAUAAGAAUUGAUGAUCUUGAACGUAGCCAGGAUAAGGACAAUCCUAAUCCUAUCAUUAUUCAUCAUGGUAUCCGACCUGUGCAACUCAGCUUUUCUGGGGAUCCAAAGUGUCAAAAAUUAAUGAAGAGUUACCUAAAGAUGAGAAUUUUAAUCAUGAACAAACCAGACGCCACACAGAAAGAACGACUUCAACUUAAAAAAAUGAAGUUGACCCUGGAUAACAUGAGGAUGAAGGAUUCACUUCGUCGCAAUUGCUGUGUUCGUGUAAGUUCAACUGGCAUGAUGAGAACAGGACUGAACUCCGAUAUUACCCAGCACGCUUUAUUGUUACCCGUGCUUGUUCAUCAUGUGAGAUAUCAUCUGAGUCUACAAUCCUUUGACGAGAAGAUUGGAUAUGUGUUUAAGGAUAGAGCUCUUCUGCAGCUUGCUUUGACUCAUCCGUCGUACGUGAUGAACUAUGGGACUAAUCCUGAUCACGCGCGUAACACGUUAUCAAACUGUGGAGUGAAACAACCUCGUUAUGGUGAUAGAAGGAAUCGCUUAAAUCAAAGCAGAAAGAAAGGCAUUGUUCGGCUCAUUGAUAUCAUGGCAAAACUUGAAGAUCUAGAUGGCAGUCAUUCUUUUAUCCAACAUAACGAACGACUAGAGUUUCUCGGUGACGCCAUUUUAGAAUUUGUCGCAACGUGUCAUCUUUAUUUUCUGUUUCCUGAUAUGGCCGAGGGAGGACUGGUAACCCACAGAUCUUCACUGGUGCAAAACAAGCAUCUUGCUCAUGUUGCCAAGAAAAUUGGAUUGGAUGAUUUUAUGCAGUUUUCUCAUGGGCCAGAUCUUUGUCAUCAAGAAGACAUGGAACAUGCAAUGGCAAAUUGUUUGGAAGCUAUACUGGGAGCUAUAUAUCUGGAUUCGGAUGUAAACACUGUGCAAAAAGUAUUCUGUAAACUUGCAUUUGAAGAAAGUGAACUACGUAAGCUGUGGUGUUCACUCCCCCGACACCCACUGCAAGAACAACAACCAGACGGAGACCGUCAAUUUAUUUCAUCUUCAGAUAUGCUAAAGAGGCUCGUGAAACUGGAAGAAGCUAUUGGCAUGCAGUUCAAGCAUAUUCGGUUGUUGGCAAGAGCCUUCACUCACCCGCAAGUUGGUUACAAUCAUCUCACUCUAGGAAACAACCAAAGAAUGGAAUUGCUCGGCGACUCUCUGGUUCAAUGGGUGGUCACGGCUUAUCUAUAUCGACACUUUCCUAAACAUCACGAAGGUCAUCUAACUUUGUUAAGAAGUUCGUUGGUAAACCGUACAAUCCAGGCUCAAAUCGCCGGUGAGAUUGGUUUGGAUCAGUAUGUCCACUUUGGAGUUGGACCGGGUGUACAAAAGAUACGACAAAAACAUAUGUCGGACUUGUUUGAAGCUUUCCUAGCCGCAUUGUUCGUCGAUAAAGGAAUUGAACCAGUUGAAGUUUUUUGUAAAGUGUGCCUCUUUCCAAGACUUCGGAACGUAAUUGUAAAUCAGGAGUGGAUGGAUUUCAAAUCUCAACUUCAAAGUUGUUGUUUGACCCAGUCACAAUUCUCUCACAAUGUUCCUAUUUAUAAAGUUUUGAAAGAUGUUGGCUCCCCGAAUAUGAAGCUAUACACAGUUGGAGUGUAUUUCAAUGGUAAAAGACUGGGAACUGGCUUUGGUGAUAGUAUUCGUGAAGCUGAAAUGAAUGCAGCUCAAAAUGCUCUUGCUACUAAUUACUUCCCGGAAUUCGCUCGUCAAAAACGCGUCCUUCGCAGAAAACACAACCAUCGAACAAAGAGAGCGAAGUAAAUUUUGCUGCAUGCCGUACGCAAACGUUGUGUGAUUGAUGAAUUUAUUGAAGAAAAAAUUUAAACUGAU